CCGGCAAGCCCCGGCCCCAGUUCCAAGCUGGAGCCACCGACGCGAAGGGGGACGGGUUCCUCUUAAAAGAGAAACGGAGGCGGCGCGCGCUAGGUGGGCCCCUGUCCUCCCGCCGCUCUCCGGGCCUGCGCGCGACGCUGGGGAGGCGCAGGCGCAGUCGGGAUGAGGGCGGGUGGGGGCGCUCAGGUAAGGCCGGGGUGGGAGUGGGCCGCGGCGGGAGCUCUGGGCGGCCUGGGAGCUGCCUUAGGAAUUGGCCCAUCCGACGCAGUGCCCUGGUACUCAUGGCUGCCUCCCCUGCGGACGCAUCCCUCAGGCGGCGAGAGAAGCGGCGGCAGCUGGACGCGCGCCGCAGCAAGUGCCGCAUCCGCCUGGGCGGCCACAUGGAACAGUGGUGCCUCCUCAAGGAGCAGCUGGGCUUCUCCCUGCACUCGCAGCUGGCCAAGUUCCUGUUGGACCGGUACACUUCUUCAGGCUGCGUGCUUUGUGCAGGUCCUGAGCCUGUGGCCCCCAAGGGUCUGCAGUAUCUGGUGCUCCUGUCUCAUGCUCACAGUCGAGAGUGCAGCCUGGUGCCUGGGCUGCGGGGACCUGGGGGCCGAGAUGGGGGGCUUGUGUGGGAGUGCUCAGCCGGCCACACCUUCUCCUGGGGCCCCUCUUCAGGCCCCACAUCUCCAGAGGAGCCCAAUCCGGUCCCCCUUGCAAGUACUGGCCAGAGAAGCUGGUGCCCAGAAGCCAGGAGUGGGCCAGAGCCCGCAGGUUUGGAAUCUAAGCAUGAUGAGAGGACUGAGGAGGCCAGGUUGCCCAGAGAGGUGGGACCCCCGCCAGAGGCCUUCCCAUCCCUAGGAGAAGAAGACGGGGAAGAGGAAGAUGAGGAUGAAGAGGAGAUGCUCAGUGAUGCCAGCCCAUGGACCUACAGCUCCUCCCCAGAUGACAGUGAGCCAGAUGCUCCCAGACCACCCCCUUCCCCUGUCACCCAUGCACUUAAGGAUGGGGAGAUACCCCCGGCCCCUGCAGCUGUCCCAACUCCUCUUGCUUCGCCAUCCUCAUCAGCAUCCUCAUUGGGUUCUGGAGCUCCUCUGCCUGUGGAAGUCAGGAUACAGCCAGAGCUCAGUGGGACCCCUCAAGCAGACCAGCAGACUGAGCCCCUGGCCAGCCCUGGGAGUCAGGCUCAGUCUGCUCUGGCCUCGGCAUGGGAUGAGGACACUGCUCAGAUCGGCCCCAAGAGAAUUAGGAAAGCUGCCAAAAGAGAGCUGCUGCCCUGUGACUUCCCUGGCUGCGGAAGGAUCUUCUCAAACCGGCAGUAUUUGAAUCACCACAAGAAGUACCAGCACAUCCACCAAAAGUCCUUCUCCUGCCCAGAGCCGGCCUGUGGGAAGUCCUUCAACUUUAAGAAACACCUGAAGGAGCAUGUGAAGCUGCACAGUGAUACCCGAGACUACAUUUGUGAGUUCUGCGCCCGGUCUUUCCGCACCAGCAGCAACUUGGUCAUCCACCGGCGCAUCCACACUGGAGAGAAACCCCUGCAGUGUGAGAUCUGCGGGUUCACCUGCCGCCAGAAGGCGUCCCUGAAUUGGCAUCGGCGCAAGCAUGCAGAGACGGUGGCUGCCUUGCGAUUCCCCUGUGAGUUCUGCGGCAAGCGCUUCGAGAAGCCAGACAGUGUCACAGCUCACCGCAGCAAAAGCCACCCCGCCUUGCUCCUGGCCCCACAAGAAUUAGCUGGUCCAUUGGAGUCCUGUUCCAGCAUCUCUGCCCCUGCAUCCCUGGGGACCGACGAGGGAUCCAGGCCCUCUCUGGCUCCUCAGCCUCCCACACUGCUCCCUUAGCAGUGAGCACUCCCCAGAAUUUGGGGAGCCAGGGACUGGAAAGGAGCAAGAAGGGCCAGAUGACUGGUCCCUGGGGACUAGGGUGAUGGGGAGUGCAGGGCAGGGGCAAGACUGUGCUCUAGGGGAGCCAGGCUACUUUAGUCUUCCUAAAGGACAGAAUAAACCCAGUAUUUUACAUGGA
Messenger RNA from Aethalodelphis obliquidens (Pacific white-sided dolphin), 2001 nucleotides. It is a transcript of the gene ZNF692, whose product is annotated as zinc finger protein 692. The transcript has 12 exons. NCBI's taxonomy places the organism in Eukaryota, Metazoa, Chordata, Mammalia, Artiodactyla, Delphinidae. The record is from RefSeq and is a predicted model, not a curated record. Bases 282 to 1820 code for a protein of 512 amino acids.